Molecule: messenger RNA, 1856 nt
Organism: Aphanomyces astaci
Lineage: Eukaryota; Oomycota; Saprolegniomycetes; Saprolegniales; Verrucalvaceae
Exons: 11
Coding region: 9-1448 (479 amino acids)
Source: RefSeq, a predicted model, not a curated record
CCAACACUAUGGCGUCCGAAAGCAAGCCGUCGCUGCGGACGAUGGCAUUGAACGUCCAGACGUGCCUGGACGAGAUGCUGCCAGAUCACUUCCGCAAUGCGUCGAGCGGGAGCUUCCAGCAGCACUUGGUGGCCCAAAGGGAAAAAGUACCCGCGCAGAAGGCGACAUGGAAGGGCGGCUUGAACUAUCUCUUCGAGUCCUUGAAAAUGCACCGCGAGUGGUACGGACGGAACCAGCAGUACGUCCAAUUGAAGAAGGAGGAGAAGCGACUGGAAGCACACGUCGUGACCUUGCGCAGCAUCAUCUCGUCGUCGCUGAGCACCCUCGAGCUUGAAGUGGGGCUGCGGGAAGCCGAACUCAAGGGCCGCGUCGGCGCCUACAAGGUCAUGUUCGAAGUCUCCCGCGUCGCGUCCGCGCUCAGUCGUCCCGCUGUCAAGCUGCAUGUGCACAAGCCCAACGACUCGUCCAUCUCCGUGUUCUGCGAUACCUUUGUCCUCGACAUCCACCUCACCGGUGGCAAUGGCGACGUCGAGUCGGCGUCGUUAACUACCGUCGUAAAUGAGGUUACCAAGCAGUACCCAGAGCGAGAUGCGGAUCUAUUGAGCUGCCUUCUUGAACUCAUUUCCGGCCGCAGCGAGCGCUUUACAGAAAAGCUACGGCGACUGGUGAAUCGCGCGGAAUUAGCGGCAAAGUUUCCGUCCACCAACUUUGACGAGUUGGAGGACGACUUGCACGAGAAUCUGCAGCUCGUAUGUGCCAAGCAAAACCAGUGGACUGUCAAGCGUGGGGUCGACGGCCUCCUGCUGACCUUUCGGGAUGGCUUGCAGUGCUUUCCGGUGCCCGAUCCGGACGCGUCAUCGGAGGCGUGGCCGGAGUGGCGCGGGUGCCUCACGUUCGCCGAGUGGAAGGGGGCGGUGGCGCUGCAUUUCCUAUGCGACACGGCGCUGGUCAUGUCUGCGAUACAGUGUCGCCGACUGGCCAGUCUGAUCUUUGGCAUGGACGACCAAGACGCUGCCUUGAACGAGCUCAUGCACGACAGCCACGCCGUGGUCCGGAUCCAGCCCCACGUGCGCUCUGUCGCACACGCCAGCACGAAUGUGAUGCUGCAGCGCGUGCUCCCGAUGGUGCUGGAAGGGACGCUCGUGACCAAAGAUAUUCUCGGCGGUCUUCGCUUUGAUGCGUUUCCUAUUCCGCUACUCCGAGGCACGGGCGAAGUCCUUGGGCAGUUAUUAGCGGUGGUGGGCCACAGUUUGUUCUUUCACUCGAUUUUAGCCAGCUUCUUUGCCUCUGCCACCAAUAUAUUUGGGCGAAAGGAUGCCGUCAACCCCGAUGUUGUGCCAUCCAAAGGUACAGACAGACCGUCGUCCUCCAGAUAUAUAUAUUUCUCUAGUCCAAGUGCAAGUGGAAAUAUCUGCGCCGACCACGAUCACACUCAAACUAUCAAGUGACGCCAUGCCCUAUGAGACGCUCGUGGAGGUGACAACCAAAGAGAACUGCUCGCUGGCAGUGCGAACGUGUGGCCUCGACACCAUCGACAGCUCCGAACAAGUAGAAGACCAACUCGGGUGUGCGUGUCACUCGUUGCCGCUUCUUGUGUACUUUGUCUGCCAGCCACUCAUUCUCGGCCAUCGAAAGGCACUCAUGGAAGCCUCAAGUAACGCGCCCGACGUGGUGACGAUCGAUGGUGACGACAUUGGUGACGACAAUGGUGACAACGAUGACGACGAUAUGGGCGCUGGCAUGUCCCUUGAUGACGACAUUGGGCUGGACGAUGAUUCGUUCUUCUAACAACCGAUACAUUGAUGUACACCAUACGAGUGCUAGUAAUACUAGUAAUACUACUACUAUGACUACUA